AUGGCUGCUGCAGGCGCCUUGCACGACGAGGCGGCGAAAGGAGGCCCAAGCGCGCUCCUCCAGCUGGUGAAGCUGGUGCCAGAUCUCAGCCAUGCGCCUCUGCGUGAGGCGAUGGCUCAGCUGGUCAUCAACGCGCUGCUGCAGUGUCAGGCAGGCGUACAAAAGUGCGUCAAGCUCCUGGUGGAGGCUGUGGGGACGACGGACCAGGAGCCUGCUGUGUGCCUCAACGCCGUCUGGGCGCUGAAUGAAAUUGCACACAGCAACCCGGCCGCUGCGGAAUGGAUUGCGCAGGCGGGUGGUGUGCAGGCACUCCACCGCGCCCUUGUGGCCUUCAGCAGCCACAAGGACCACGUCGACUGCUGCACCUGGCUCAUGCGCAUGGUCGCCGGCCCCAGUGGCUUGCUUCUUUUGCUCAGAGCAGAGCAGCCGAAGCUGCCAAACUGCGUCGUGGCGUCAGUGUUCCGAGUCAUUCAGAAGGACAGCGCCUGCUGGAAAGAUGGCCAAAGUCAGCCGAAGCAGGAGGCGCCGGCACUGGUGGCUGCGAUCGCGCAACACAUCGCCGCACUUUCACCGGAUACUCUCUAUCUGGCCAUGUCCCUCUUCGAGGAAAUGGCCGAAAACCCUGGGCUGAGUGGAGAACUGCUCAGACUAGGCGGCGCGCGCCUGGUCUCCGCAGCUCUCGAAGUGAGCGUGAGAGCGCAGGAUGUCAAGACGGCGCAGUCUUGCUGCGUCACCGUCAUUGGGCUCACGAAGGCAGGGAAUCCGAGCCACUUUAACCUCGAAGUGCAGACGUGUAUAUAG
Molecule: messenger RNA, 801 nt
Organism: Symbiodinium sp. CCMP2592
Lineage: Eukaryota; Dinophyceae; Suessiales; Symbiodiniaceae
Source: the annotation of a GenBank genome assembly